GCGCGGCGUUGACUGCUGGCGGCGCCGAGCUGGGAGGGGACGCGGAGGCGGGAGCGCUGCAGGCGGGAGGAGGAGCAAAGGUGUUGGAGAGAAAACUUCGGAAAGGAACAGGAAACCUGCCGGGGGAGCAGCGGCGGCGGCUUCUCCAGGCGCCCAGGCCGCGCGCAUCGCGGUGUCCACCGCUGCGGCUUCGCUCCCGGCGGGCUCCCCCGGCGCGGGGCCACUGCGCGCCCCAUCCCUCGGGGCCGGGGCCGCGCUCUCCGCCGCACCCUCGACGCUGCAGCCUGGCGCUCCAUUGCGCGUCUGCGGCGGCGGCUCCACGAAUAGAGGACCGCCGGCUGGCGCGCAGCGAAGCGGAGGGACGUCUGCUUUGGAGCAUGAAGCAGCAUGUCUGAUAAAAUGUCCAGCUUCCUCUACAUCGGGGACAUCGUGUCCCUGUACGCAGAGGGCUCGGUCAACGGCUUCAUCAGCACGCUGGGGUUAGUGGAUGACAGAUGUGUGGUCCAUCCAGAGGCUGGAGACCUUGCCAACCCUCCCAAGAAGUUCAGAGACUGCCUCUUCAAGGUGUGCCCUAUGAACCGAUAUUCUGCCCAGAAACAGUACUGGAAAGCUAAGCAGGCCAAACAAGGGAACCAUACAGAAGCGGCCUUGUUGAAGAAAUUACAGCAUGCUGCAGAACUGGAACAAAAACAAAAUGAAUCUGAAAAUAAGAAACUAUUGGGAGAAAUUGUGAAAUACAGUAAUGUCAUACAACUACUGCAUAUAAAAAGCAACAAGUACCUGACUGUCAACAAGAGGCUGCCUGCCCUCCUGGAGAAGAAUGCCAUGCGUGUGUCCUUGGAUGCAGCUGGGAACGAAGGGUCUUGGUUUUACAUUCAUCCCUUCUGGAAGCUGCGGAGCGAGGGCGACAAUAUUGUUGUAGGAGAUAAAGUUGUUUUGAUGCCUGUGAAUGCAGGACAGCCUCUACAUGCCAGCAACAUCGAGCUUCUGGAUAAUCCAGGGUGCAAAGAGGUGAAUGCUGUUAAUUGCAACACUAGCUGGAAAAUCACAUUAUUCAUGAAAUAUAGUUCCUAUCGAGAAGACGUGCUAAAAGGAGGCGACGUUGUUAGGUUGUUUCAUGCUGAGCAAGAGAAGUUUCUGACUUGCGAUGAAUAUGAGAAAAAGCAGCACAUUUUUCUUCGCACCACCUUGCGCCAGUCAGCUACUUCUGCCACGAGUUCCAAAGCACUCUGGGAAAUAGAGGUUGUUCAUCACGACCCCUGCCGUGGGGGUGCAGGACAGUGGAACAGCUUGUUCAGAUUCAAACAUCUGGCCACUGGAAACUACUUAGCAGCAGAGCUUAAUCCUGAUUAUCGAGAUGCCCAAAAUGAAGGGAAAAGCGUGAGAGAGGGAGAUCUUCCAACUUCAAAGAAGAAACGCCCGGCAGGGGAGAAGAUCAUGUACACUCUGGUCUCAGUCCCACAUGGGAAUGACAUUGCAUCCCUUUUUGAACUGGAUGCCACAACUCUUCAGAGAGCUGAUUGCCUGGUUCCAAGGAACUCAUAUGUUCGGUUAAGACAUUUAUGUACCAAUACAUGGGUAACCAGUACGAGUAUCCCCAUAGACACAGAUGAAGAGAGACCUGUUAUGUUGAAGAUUGGAACUUGCCAAACAAAAGAGGACAAAGAAGCCUUUGCCAUUGUGUCUGUCCCGUUGUCUGAGGUUCGAGAUCUAGACUUUGCCAAUGAUGCAAAUAAGGUGCUGGCGACCACAGUGAAAAAGCUGGAGAAUGGCACCAUCACUCAGAAUGAAAGGAGGUUUGUAACCAAAUUAUUGGAAGACCUCAUCUUCUUUGUUGCUGAUGUACUUAAUAAUGGACAAGAAGUUCUGGAUGUGGUUAUCACUAAGCCGAACCGAGAGCGUCAAAAAUUAAUGAGGGAACAAAACAUAUUGGCACAGGUAUUUGGGAUUCUGAAAGCGCCCUUUAAGGAGAAAGCAGGGGAGGGCGCCAUGUUGAGGCUUGAAGAUCUGGGGGACCAGAGAUACGCUCCCUACAAGUACAUGCUGCGGCUGUGCUACCGUGUGCUGAGACAUUCCCAGCAGGACUACCGCAAGAACCAGGAAUACAUUGCUAAGAAUUUCUGUGUCAUGCAGUCCCAGAUCGGCUAUGAUAUUCUGGCAGAAGACACCAUCACAGCUUUGUUGCACAACAACAGGAAACUACUAGAGAAACAUAUCACAGCAAAAGAAAUAGACACAUUUGUCAGUUUACUCAGGAGAAAUCGCGAGCCAAGAUUUUUGGACUACUUGUCAGAUCUGUGUGUGUCGAAUACCACGGCUAUACCUGUGACUCAAGAACUCAUCUGUAAAUUUAUGUUGAGCCCAGGGAAUGCAGACAUUCUUAUUCAAACUAAGCUGGUCUCAAUGCAAGUUGACAACCCUAUGGAGAGUGCCAUCCUUUCGGACGACGUUGAUGAUGAAGAAGUCUGGCUUUACUGGAUCGACAGCAAUAAGGAACCUCAUGGCAAAGCUAUCAGGCACCUGGCUCAAGAAGCCAAAGAAGGCACCAAAGUUGAUUUGGAAGUUCUUACCUAUUACAGGUACCAGCUGAACCUCUUUGCACGAAUGUGCUUGGAUCGCCAGUAUCUGGCCAUAAACCAGAUCUCCACGCAGCUAUCUGUUGAUCUGAUCCUGCGGUGUAUGUCAGAUGAGAGCUUGCCCUUUGACCUCCGGGCAUCUUUCUGUCGCCUCAUGCUCCAUAUGCAUGUCGACAGGGAUCCGCAGGAGUCAGUGGUACCUGUGCGCUACGCCAGACUCUGGACAGAGAUCCCCACAAAGAUCACAAUUCAUGAAUAUGAUUCUAUAACAGACUCUUCUAGAAAUGAUAUGAAGAGGAAAUUUGCACUGACAAUGGAAUUUGUUGAAGAAUAUUUGAAAGAAGUUGUAAAUCAGCCUUUUCCUUUUGGGGAUAAAGAAAAAAACAAACUGACAUUUGAGGUGGUCCACUUGGCUCGAAAUCUUAUAUACUUUGGAUUUUACAGUUUCAGUGAACUCUUAAGGCUAACAAGGACACUUCUGGCUAUCCUAGAUAUUGUACAGACCCCCAUGUCAUCGUAUUUUGAAAGAUUAAGCAAAUUUCAAGAUGGAGGAAACAACGUCAUGAGAACCAUCCAUGGGGUGGGAGAGAUGAUGACGCAGAUGGUGCUCAGCCGAGGCUCCAUCUUCCCCAUAAGUGUGCCUGACGUACCAGUCAGCAUCCACCCUAGCAAGCAAGGGAGCCCAGUGGAGCAGGAGGAUGUGACCGUCAUGGACACCAAGCUGAAGAUUAUCGAGAUUUUACAGUUCAUCCUGAGUGUUAGACUUGACUACAGGAUCUCAUAUAUGCUGUCCAUAUAUAAGAAGGAAUUUGGAGAAAAUAACGAAAGUGCCGAAAGCCCUGCCAGUGGCUCACCAGAUACCUCUCUGCCGUCAGCCAUUGUUCCUGAUAUCGAUGAAAUUGCAGCUCAGGCAGAAACUAUGUUUGCUGGAAGAAAGGAAAAAACUCCGGUUCAGCUGGAUGAUGAAGGAGGCAGGACAUUUUUGCGGGUCCUCAUCCACCUCAUCAUGCAUGACUACCCGCCUCUGCUGUCAGGGGCCCUGCAGCUGCUCUUCAAGCACUUCAGCCAGAGGGCUGAAGUCCUCCAGGCGUUUAAACAGGUGCAGCUGCUGGUGUCCAAUCAGGAUGUAGAUAACUACAAGCAAAUCAAGGCUGAUCUGGACCAGCUUCGACUGACUGUAGAAAAGUCCGAGUUAUGGGUUGAGAAGAGCAGUAGCUAUGAGAAUGGAGAAAUGGGUGACAGUCAAGUAAAGGGUGGAGAAGAGCCAAUAGAGGAAUCCAACAUUUUGAGUCCAGUGCAGGACGGAACAAAGAAACCUCAGAUUGACAGCAACAAAAGCAAUAAUUACCUGAUUGUGAAGGAGAUUUUGAUUAGGCUAAGUAAACUCUGUGUACAGAACAAGAAGUGUCGGAUUCAACACCAGCGACUGCUGAAAAAUAUGGGGGCUCAUUCCGUGGUGCUGGAUCUGCUGCAGAUCCCUUAUGAAAAGAAUGAUGAAAAGAUGAAUGAAGUGAUGCAUCUGGCCCAUACAUUCCUGCAGAAUUUCUGUCGUGGAAAUCCACAGAAUCAAGUUCUCCUUCAUAAACAUCUGAAUUUGUUUUUAACACCUGGUCUCCUGGAGGCCGAGACCAUGCGGCACAUCUUCAUGAACAAUUACCACCUGUGCAGCGAGAUCAGCGAGCGCGCCGUGCAGCACUUCGUGCGCUGCGUGGAGACGCACGGCCGCCACGUGGAGUACCUGCGAUUUCUGCAGACCAUCGUGAAGGCGGAUGGUAAAUACGUGAAGAAAUGCCAGGAUAUGGUGAUGACGGAGUUGAUCAAUGGGGGUGAAGAUGUGCUGAUAUUUUACAAUGAUCGAGCAUCGUUUCCCAUCCUGCGCCAUAUGAUGUGUUCAGAGAGAGACCGGGGGGAUGAGAGUGGCCCCUUAGCCUACCACAUCACACUUGUGGAGCUGCUGGCUGCAUGCACAGAGGGCAAGAAUGUCUACACUGAAAUCAAGUGCAACUCCCUGCUGCCCCUGGACGACAUAGUGAGGGUAGUGACCCACGAUGACUGCAUCCCCGAGGUUAAAAUUGCUUAUGUGAACUUCGUUAAUCAUUGCUAUGUCGAUACUGAAGUAGAAAUGAAAGAAAUCUACACAAGUAACCACAUUUGGAAAUUAUUUGAGAACUUCUUGGUGGACAUGGCAAGGGUGUGCAACACGACCACAGACAGGAAGCACGCCGACACCUCCCUGGAGAAGUGUGUCACCGAGUCGGUCAUGAGCAUUGUCAGCGGCUUCUUCAACUCCCCCUUCUCAGACAACAGCACCAGCCUCCAGACACACCAGCCAGUUUUUAUCCAGCUGUUGCAGUCUGCCUUCAGAAUCUACAACUGCACCUGGCCAAACCCAGCCCAGAAAGCCUCCGUGGAGUCCUGUAUCAGAACUCUGGCUGAAGUGGCAAAAAAUCGUGGAAUUGCCAUCCCCGUGGAUUUAGACAGCCAAGUGAACACUCUCUUCAUGAAGAGCCACUCAAAUAUGGUGCAGAGGGCGGCCAUGGGAUGGAGAUUGUCAGCUCGCUCUGGACCACGCUUUAAGGAAGCUCUUGGAGGGCCUGCUUGGGACUACAGAAAUAUCAUUGAAAAAUUACAGGACGUGGUUGCCUCCCUGGAGCAGCAGUUCAGCCCGAUGAUGCAGGCUGAGUUCUCAGUGCUGGUCGACGUGCUGUACAGUCCAGAGCUGCUGUUCCCCGAGGGGAGUGACGCGAGAAUACGAUGCGGAGCCUUCAUGUCCAAGUUGAUUAAUCAUACGAAGAAAUUAAUGGAAAAAGAAGAAAAGCUGUGCAUUAAAAUUCUUCAGACUUUGCGAGAAAUGCUGGAGAAGAAAGACAGCUUUGUGGAAGAGGGCAACACAUUAAGAAAAAUACUCCUGAAUCGAUACUUUAAAGGUGAUUAUGGAGUGGGUGUGAACGGACACCUCUCUGGAACCUACAGCAAGUGUCCCCAAGGAGGAGGAAGCUUUUCUGGACAAGAUACAGACAAGACGGGGACAUCACUGUCGGACAUUCAGUGUCUGCUGGAUAAGGAGGGUGCAUCUGAACUCGUCAUUGAUGUCAUAGUGAACACGAAAAAUGACAGAAUUUUUUCAGAAGGCAUUUUACUGGGUAUUGCCUUACUGGAAGGAGGAAACACACAGACUCAGUAUUCUUUCUACCAGCAGUUGCAUGAGCAAAAAAAGUCAGAAAAAUUCUUUAAAGUUCUUUAUGACCGAAUGAAGGCUGCUCAGAAAGAGAUAAGAUCAACAGUGACAGUGAAUACUAUAGACUUAGGGAACAAAAAGAGAGAUGAUGACAACGAGUUGAUGACAUCCAGCCCACGAUUGAGGGUAAGAGAGUCAACUUUACAUUUAAAAGAGGGAAUGAAAGGCCAAUUAACAGAAGCUUCUUCAGCAACAUCCAAAGCAUACUGCGUGUACAGAAGAGAAAUGGAUCCAGAAGUGGACAUCAUGUACGCGGGGGCAGAAGCGGGGAAUGCUGAAGACAGGUCUGCUGAGGAGGUGACCAUGAGCCCAGCCAUCACCAUCAUGCAGCCCAUACUGAGGUUCCUGCAGUUACUGUGCGAGAAUCACAACCGGGAGCUGCAGAACUUCUUGAGGAAUCAGAACAACAAAACAAAUUACAACCUCGUCUGUGAGACCCUUCAGUUUUUGGAUUGCAUUUGUGGGAGUACAACGGGGGGCCUGGGCCUAUUGGGUCUCUACAUCAACGAGAAGAACGUUGUGCUGGUCAACCAGACCCUGGAGAGCCUGACUGAGUAUUGCCAGGGCCCGUGCCAUGAAAAUCAGACUUGUAUUGCUACUCAUGAAUCAAAUGGGAUUGACAUCAUCAUUGCUUUAAUUCUAAAUGACAUCAACCCUCUUGGUAAAUACCGGAUGGACCUGGUGCUUCAACUAAAGAACAACGCUUCCAAGCUCUUGCUGGCCAUCAUGGAAAGCAGACACGACAGUGAGAAUGCAGAGAGAAUUCUUUUUAACAUGAGACCCCGGGAACUGGUGGAUGUGAUGAAGAACGCCUAUAACCAAGGACUGGAAUGCGAUCACGGGGAUGAUGAGGGCGGAGAUGAUGGUGUUUCCCCUAAAGAUGUCGGACACAAUAUCUAUAUUCUUGCCCAUCAGUUGGCCCGUCACAACAAACUAUUACAGCAGAUGCUUAAACCAGGAUCAGAUCCAGACGAUGGCGAUGAAGCCCUGAAGCAUUAUGCCAACCACACGGCCCAAAUCGAGAUUGUGCGGCACGACAGGACCAUGGAACAAAUUGUUUUUCCUGUCCCCAAUAUAUGUGAAUACCUUACACGAGAGUCUAAGUGCCGUGUGUUCAACACAACCGAGAGGGAUGAGCAAGGAAGCAAAGUGAAUGACUUUUUCCAGCAAACAGAAGAUCUCUACAGUGAAAUGAAGUGGCAGAAGAAAAUCAGGAAUAACCCAGCACUGUUCUGGUUCUCGAGGCACAUAUCGCUCUGGGGAAGCAUCUCCUUCAACCUGGCUGUGCUCAUCAACUUAGCUGUCGCUCUCUUCUACCCGUUCGGGGAUGAUGGAGAUGAAGGUACACUUUCUCCGUUGUUCUCAGUUCUUCUUUGGAUAGCAGUUGCAAUCUGCACAUCUAUGCUGUUUUUCUUCUCCAAGCCUGUGGGUAUUCAGCCAUUCCUUCUGUCUGUGAUGCUCAGGUCCAUAUACACCAUAGGCCUCGGACCAACGUUAAUCCUCCUGGGUGCAGCUAAUUUUUGUAAUAAAAUAGUAUUCCUGGUGAGUUUUGUUGGGAACCGUGGCACGUUCACCCGAGGGUACCGAGCGGUCAUCCUGGACGUGGCCUUUCUCUACCACGUGGCCUAUGUCCUGGUUUGCAUGCUGGGUCUCUUUGUCCAUGAAUUCUUCUAUAGCUUCCUGCUUUUUGACUUGGUGUACAGAGAAGAGACUUUACUCAAUGUCAUCAAAAGCGUCACCCGCAAUGGCCGCUCCAUCAUCCUCACCGCGGUGCUCGCGCUCAUCCUGGUCUACCUGUUUUCCAUCAUUGGGUUCCUUUUCCUGAAGGAUGACUUCACGAUGGAAGUGGAUCGGCUGAAAAACAGAACCCCUGCAGCAGGCAGUCCCGGCGUCCCUACCACGAUGCUGACUUCAGUGAUGGACACGUGUAUGAAGGAGAACUGCUCGCCCACCAUCCCUGCUCCAGACUCAGCAGAUGGAGAGUAUGAAGACGGCAUUGAGAGGACCUGUGACACCCUUCUCAUGUGCAUUGUCACCGUCCUGAACCAGGGUCUCAGGAACGGGGGCGGCGUGGGCGACGUGCUCAGGAGACCAUCGAAAGACGAGCCCUUGUUUGCAGCCCGAGUGGUAUAUGACCUUCUAUUUUAUUUCAUUGUUAUCAUUAUCGUCCUCAACUUGAUUUUUGGUGUUAUCAUUGAUACUUUUGCUGAUCUCAGAAGUGAAAAACAGAAGAAAGAAGAAAUUCUAAAGACAACUUGCUUCAUCUGUGGACUCGAGAGGGACAAGUUCGAUAAUAAAACUGUUUCAUUUGAGGAGCACAUCAAGUCAGAACACAAUAUGUGGCACUAUCUGUACUUCCUCGUCCUGGUGAAGGUCAAAGACCCGACUGAGUACACUGGGCCCGAGAGCUACGUGGCUCAGAUGAUUGUGGAGAAGAAUUUGGACUGGUUCCCUCGAAUGAGAGCCAUGUCCCUUGUCAGCAACGAAGGUGACAAUGAGCAAAAUGAGAUUCGGAACCUGCAGGAGAAGCUGGAGUCAACCAUGAGUCUGGUCAAACAGCUGUCAGGGCAGCUGGCAGAGCUGAAGGAGCAGAUGACAGAACAAAGGAAGAAUAAGCAGAGACUGGGCUUUCUGGGGUCAAACACACCCCAUGUGAAUCAUCACAUGCCACCACACUGAGACCCUGGGGGGGAAGCCGUGACGAGCCUCUCAGCAGUGUCCUGCCCGCUCGCUGAAUAAAGAGCUGAGAUGGAGGGAGUGAACAGCGCCUAUUGUUGGAAAGCUAAAAACAACCCAGCACCAAGAUGUCAAGUGGUUUCGCUCUGAGAACAAUCUAUAACUGUGCUUUCAUGCCUGAGAAGUCCACGCUCAGAAUGCAGCCUCUAGGAAGCACACCCGCGCUGCCGACCAAGGCCAGCCACCCUAGAACGCACUCAGGUGGAGCACAGGCCACGCAGGCAACUCCCCACCUUCUGUUAAAUGCAUGAGUCAGUUUUGUCUCCCAGGCUGACGGCAACCUUUGUCAUGGCUGGGGUAGAAUUUCUUUUAAUUAUGGCAUAUGGGUUAGUGACCCAGGCACUCCUACUUGGGUGACUGUUUCAGAAAAUAACUGAAAAUGAGAGUUGCAAUGAAAACUCUUAAUGCUUCCAAACUAGCUGUGGCCGGCAGCAUCCUCCUUGGUCACUUGCAUUGCCAGGGAGUCGCAGUUCUGGGAACUAGUGCCUGGAGCCUCAGCCCCUCCCACUAACAAGAUGACUGGAAUGUGAUUGCUGUCCCCCGAUUCAGAAGGAUGUGUCCAUGUACUUUGGUCAAAACAGGUUCUAGUAAUGUCUAGGCUAAGAUUUCAAAAGCUUCAGGGCAGAAAAAGUUGGCAGUAGGCCUUAAGGAAGAAUUUUUAAGAACGUAUGUAUGCUAUUAAAAUAUUUGGAGAUUAAUAAAAGAAAACUCUUAAAGGUGACAGAAAUAUUGAGAAGCUGGUGAUGAUAGCAUUGCCUUUUAUCAGUAUGGAGUUUUAUCAAUAUCAAUAUUUGAUAAAUGGAUAUAUUAAUCAACAUCAAUGCAGGUUUGCUGUGCUUAAGAAACAGAAUGGUUUUAUUUAUCUAACUCUUCCUGCAGUCAGGAAAUGAAAAUCCAGGAAAUUUAUUGAAUACCCAAUAAAAUGCCAUACAUUGCAAACUGUGUAAGAACUUUUAGGAAUGUAAAAAAAAUAAUUAUCUCCUCCCCAAAUUGUUAAGUUAUUCCACCAGAAUCUGUGGAGGGGGAAAUGACCUGCCAUGCUCCUAUUGUCCUUAGAGACAGAACUCGGGGCAGGACUGUGGGCCUCUGCAUCGAGAGGAGCAGACACAAUACCUGCCUCCUGGAAGUCACUUUGGAAAAGUGACCGUCUGUUAUGUGCCCCCACCAGCACAGAAAGAUGCCUCCAGAGACUGAAACUCUCCAAUUAUUGCUACCAUGGUUUAAGGUUCCCUUUUAAAAUGUUUGGGUUGCUUUCAUGUAGUUUAGGCUUUUGGCUCCUAAAAUUCUCACAUCGUGGUCCAGGUAGAAUAUAGAAGGAUCUGUUCAAGCAUCCUUCUUCACACAUCCAUAAAAUGCAGGCUCAGAGCCAAGUAGUGAAAGUGUGAUGGAUUUUGUAAAUGAAUCUGGUGGUACCCCUUCCCCCACCUCGCAUCCCCCCCAACCUAAAAAUUCCUCACUCUGACUUCAUAGCACCGAAGAACUGUGCUCCAGAUUGAAGUAGACCAAAGCCACCAUUCUUUAAAUGCAAGACCAUCACUGUCGUGAACAGUACUAGAUGAAAAGUCCACUUCCAGAUGAUUUCACAGGGCAGAGAGUUUUGGCAGGUAGGGAAGAGAAGAGAAAGGGGAGAAAUGCACCAUACUCGAGUAUAGGAAACUAUCUUGGAUUCAGCACAAAUACAAUCUUUCUGACAUCUGAACAUUGAGAAUACGCUGAUGUGUACAAAUGUGAGCGACCUGUUUUUUCAGAUAAUGAACUCUUGUCCUUCAGACGUUCCUCAUCCUGUUGUGCAGGGAAUAUGCCAUUGAGGAGCUAGGACUCUAUCAAUGCCUGGCCUGACCCCUCCACCGGGCCGUGGCAGCUGGCCAUUGCACAGAAUGUUUUCUUCUCUCCAAAAGAAAGAGCAACUAACAAAACUCUUAUUUGAUCAGAAUUGAAAUAUUUCUCCUGUGUUUUUCUUUCCUGCCUAAAUACUUCACAGAUGAUCAAGCAAAAUAAAAAACAGGCAAAUAAAAAAAAAGGCACUUUCCAGACUACUAUAUUCAUGACAGAGAAGAUAAUAAUGGGGCAAGUUGAUGUUUGGUAUAAAUUUGUGUUUGCUGUGUAUAUGUUUGUUAAUGCAACUGGAAUAUGUGACCUAGGUAUUAAUUAGCAUUCUUAUAUUUAUAUAGUGAUAUUAAAAUAAGUACAAUCAUCUUUGAUUUUGAUGCUAAGGGAAAUGUUUUCCUACUUUGUUAUUAAAAUCCAUAUUGGUUUAAAAGUAUCAGUUUCUGCUGAAUAUAGUUUUUAGUUUUUAUUCCUCUCCAAGGCCCAUUCUGAAGCCCAAAAGCAUAAUGCAAGUUAUUUUUCCUAAAUUAAAAGAUCAUUUUUAGAUGAGCAAACAUUUGUAUCAUAAAAGAUUAACAUGAAUAAACUGCUUAUAUGUAAAACUUACCAUAUUUUCCACCUUUAAAAAGUUAGUUUAGAAAAGGGCUUAUUUUCUUGCAUAUUGAAACUUUUGGUGACAGGAAUGCAGCAGCUAGUAAUUUCUGCAGUAAGAUCAGGAAGGUAUUCAAGUGAGAACUGAUUUCAUGCUUAUGUCCAUAUUCUCAGCUCACAGCUCAUUGGCCAUUGCACAGAAUGUUUGCAGAAUAUCAGCUACUCUUCAUUCUACAGCUGUUUUAUUACAAAUAGUAAUGAGUGAGUCACAUCCCCGGGAUGAGAAUAAGCAGAGAGCCUGGGACCUGGGGUCUUGGUGAGGGAAAGGAAGAUUGGAAUACACUACAUUUAGAGGAAGCAGGUGUGAAGAAUAAGAAAAAGUGGGGCUCACCCUCCAGGGGCGCAGCACACUGGUACCUAAGUAAGCAAACACUGUACUGCAUACUUAUGGUACCACUCACAGGCUCAAAAGAUAGCCCUGUGAGAGACCUGUGCUUGGUGGAGGAGCAGCUAUGCAGGUGUUCAAUCUACACAGAAGAAAGAGGCUUGCCUGUGCUGGUAGGUUGUGACACAUGACACAAUGCAAACCACAGAAGUGCAAGCAUCUUCAACACACACAAGUGUCAUGCACUGAAAUGCAUGAAAUUGAGAGUUGUGCCCUAUGUAAAGAGUGGCGAGGAGAGAAUGAUCUUUCUAUUUAUGAAAUUGGACAACUCCUGGGCCUCCCUGGUGGCGCAGGUGGUUGAGUGCAGUGCUGUGAAGCUGUCCGCAGCCUCUGCAGUGCUGGUUCCCUCCCCACCGGCCUCGGAGCAACCCACAUGGUGAGCAGACCUUUCCUGUCUCGCCCGCUGCUCCCCUCACCAGUGUAUUUCAUCAGUCUGCCUGUUCUGUUCCCCGCUCUGUCUCUGGUGAAUCCUCUCAUGCUCCAGUGCAUCUGGUCUGUACCCCGACUCUUGUAUAAAUAAAAUA
Molecule: messenger RNA, 11937 nt
Organism: Talpa occidentalis (Iberian mole)
Lineage: Eukaryota; Metazoa; Chordata; Mammalia; Eulipotyphla; Talpidae
Gene: ITPR2
Product: inositol 1,4,5-trisphosphate receptor type 2
Exons: 57
Coding region: 388-8493 (2701 amino acids)
Biological process (GO): calcium ion transmembrane transport
Cellular component (GO): membrane; endoplasmic reticulum
Molecular function (GO): inositol 1,4,5-trisphosphate-gated calcium channel activity; inositol 1,4,5 trisphosphate binding
Source: RefSeq, a predicted model, not a curated record